AUGAAGAGGAACUACAUCCAGGAGCUCUCCACAAAGCACCUUGUCUGCGACUACGAAAGGAUUAAAAGAGAAUAUCUCAGGUACAAGGCCAAGAACAUCGACACCCUAGAGUAUGUUGAUGAUGCCAUGCUGGCAGUGUAUGAACAUGCAUUCUUCUUCAACUUCACAAAGACUAAGUUCUCGAAGAAGGACCUUCCCAAGGAGGUUAAGCCAAGGAUCCUUAAGGCAGCUCUUGAGGAGGUUAAGAAGAAGUAUGUUCCUAACAAAAGCACAGAAGAGAAAGGGCUUGUGUGCAACCUGUAUUCAAUUACAAAUACUCUGUCCUUCCAGUAA
Molecule: messenger RNA, 333 nt
Organism: Encephalitozoon intestinalis ATCC 50506
Lineage: Eukaryota; Fungi; Microsporidia; Unikaryonidae
Exons: 1
Coding region: 1-333 (110 amino acids)
Source: RefSeq, a predicted model, not a curated record